This is a messenger RNA of Oryzias melastigma (Indian medaka), 2067 nucleotides long. It is a transcript of the gene snai2, whose product is annotated as snail family zinc finger 2. Gene Ontology annotation, biological process: regulation of DNA-templated transcription. The record is from RefSeq and is a predicted model, not a curated record. The transcript is spliced from 3 exons. Gene Ontology annotation, molecular function: RNA polymerase II cis-regulatory region sequence-specific DNA binding; DNA-binding transcription factor activity, RNA polymerase II-specific. NCBI's taxonomy places the organism in Eukaryota, Metazoa, Chordata, Actinopteri, Beloniformes, Adrianichthyidae. The coding region runs from base 261 to 1013 and encodes 250 amino acids.
CAGUAGCGCAGCGGCAACAUCACUGGAGGAGAACUUUCCAAAUUGGGCCUGAGUCUCCUAUGUAAAUGCAAGAGAGGCUCCUCCCAUGCACCUGAUAGGGAGUACUUACAGCUCUUUACAGCUUACACUGUUUCCAAGAGCGCAGCGGCGCGCCAUGACGCACCACUGGACUUAAAAACUUUCAGGAGUUUGGUCUUUACGCAGCAAACUGAGGCGGAAAAAAAAGUUUGCAGGAAAGUUUGACUUUUUUGUCCCCCAAGAUGCCACGCUCUUUCCUCGUCAAGAAACACAUAAACUCCACAAAGAAGCCAAAUUAUAGCGAACUGGAAAGCCCAACAGUCUUCAUCACGCCGCACUUCUACAGGGGCCUCCCCCUGUCCGUCAUCCCCCAGCCGGAGGUCCUGAGCCCGGCAGCCUACAGCCCCGUCACCGUGUGGACCAGCGACUUCUCCCCCAUCUCUGGAUACCCGUCCUCCCUCUCCGACACCUCCUCCAAGGACCACAGCGGCUCGGAGAGCCCGCGGAGCGAUGAGGACGAGCAGAUGCUGCCCAAACUGACGGACCCUCACGGGGUGGAGGCAGAGAAGUUCCAGUGUAGUCUGUGCAGCAAAUCCUACUCCACGUACUCUGGACUGCUCAAGCACAAGCAGCUGCACUGCGACGCGCAAACGAGGAAAUCCUUCAGCUGUAAAUACUGCGAGAAGGAGUACGUCAGCCUGGGAGCUCUCAAAAUGCACAUCAGGACUCACACGUUGCCUUGUGUUUGUAAAAUAUGCGGGAAGGCUUUCUCCAGACCGUGGCUGCUCCAAGGACACAUCAGGACGCACACGGGUGAGAAGCCCUUCUCCUGCCCGCACUGCAACAGAGCGUUUGCAGACAGGUCCAAUCUCAGGGCUCACCUACAGACCCAUUCGGAUGUGAAAAAGUACCAAUGCAAGAACUGCUCCAAAACCUUCUCUAGGAUGUCUCUUCUGCACAAGCAUGAGGAAUCUGGUUGUUGUGUGGCACACUGAGCUACCGGCCUUUCUGUCCAUUCUGUUUUUCCAUGCCCAGGGGAAGCGUCAGGGAAUCACACAAAUAUGCAAACGCUUUUUACUUUUUUAUUUUUUUCUAAAUGAGAAGCAACUCUCAUGCAACCUGUUUCAAUCAGCGAUUGCAAUCAUUGUCGAGCUUUGUGCUAUUCGUGCACUUUCCUGCAGGUUUUUCCUCACAAUGUUAUCGUCAGAGUUUGAUAUUCUUUCAAACAAGCCAAACCGAAGGGUGCCUUAUACGACUGUGGAAUACAAAGCCAUGGAUACAAAGGGAACAAGUGCAAACUGAAGCUUACAGUCCGACUGUUAACACUUUUGCACAGCCUGUAGGAUCAGUUUGCCAGCUUGACAAAGACCAAAACAACCCAGUUUGUGUUAUUUUUUAAUGCAAUAUUAUCUAUUCUCCAGCAACAGGUUGCUUUUAUAUUUUUAUAUAUUGAAUGUACGUUUGACUGAGAUGAUUGUAUAUUGACAGAACUGUGAGGUUGAAUUAUUUCGAUAUUUUCAUUACGCUUUUCCAAAAAAAUAAAUAAAUAAAUGAGGUUUCGUACAUUUCUUCAGGGCUUUUCCCCGGCUUCUUUUCCAUCUGAAAACUUUUCUUCAUUGAUUGUCACACGCUUCAAAGGAAAUGACACGCACAGAGUGGAUGAUAUUUAAUCCCGCUUGCACCAUCUCCCGUUAUGAAAAUGACUCAGGCCCGCCGUCGUGCUUCAACCUGCUCCCUGUGAACUUGUCCAGACAUCAAACAAUCUUGAAAUUUAACACAUACUCGUUAUAUUGAUCUGCACUCACUUGUUAUACCCUUUGAGGGCCCAGCUCUGACUUUUACCGACAGUGUUAAGUUUGGGUUUCGACGGUGAAGGACUUUUAAAAAGUCAUCCACAUUUUUUGGACUUUUCUGUGUCUGGUUUGAUAUUUAUCAACUGCACUUUAACAGAGAUUUCUCUAAUAAAACUACAGGCAAAGUUGAGAAGCAUUUUUUUUUUCUUUUUCGGUCAGAUGAAAAACAAAAUAAAAAAUAAAAAAACAAAAAAAA